AUGCACUCAGAAUAAAUCUUAAAAAAUAUUAAUUUAUGUUCUGGUUUAGCAAAGUGCAUUAAUCUCUCAAAUUUGACACUUAACCUUGAUGACAAUUAAAUUGGUGAGAAAGGUGCAUCAGGCUUAGGUUCUGGUUUAGCAAAGUGCAUUAAUCUCUCAAAUUUGAAUCUUUAACUUAAUCACAAUUAAAUUGGUGACAAAGGUGCAUCAGGCUUAGGUUCUGGUUUAGCAAAGUGCAUUAAUCUCUCAAAUUUGACACUUAACCUUAAUUCCAAUAAAAUUGGUGACGAAGGUGCAUCAGGCUUAGGUUCUGGUUUAGCAAAUUGCAUUAAUCUCUCAAAUUUGACACUUAACCUUGAUCACAAUAAAAUUGGUGACGAAGGUGCAUCAGGCUUAGGUUCUGGUUUAGCAAAUUGCAUUAAUCUCUCAAAUUUGACACUUUAUCUUCAUUUCAAUUUAAUUGGUGACAAAGGUGCAUCAGGCUUAGGAUCUGGUUUAGCAAAGUGUAUUAAUCUCUCAAAUUUGACACUUAACCUUCAUUCCAAUUAAAUUGGUGACAAAGGUGCAUCAGGCUUAGGUUCUGGUUUAGCAAAGUGCAUUAAUCUCUCAAAUUUGAAUCUUUAACUUAAUCACAAUUAAAUUGGUGGCAAAGGUGCAUCAGACUUAGGAUCUGGUUUAGCAAAGUGCAUUAAUCUCUCAAAUUUGACACUUGAACUUAAUCACAAUAAAAUUGGUGACGAAGGUGCAUCAGGCUUAGGUUCUGAUUUAGCAAAGUGCAUUAAUCUCUCAAAUUUGACACUUUAUCUUCAUCACAAUAAAAUUGGUGACGAAGGUGCAUCAGGCUUAGGUUCUGGUUUAGCAAAGUGCAUUAAUCUCUCAAAUUUGACACUUUAUCUUUAUUCCAAUUAAAUUGGUGGCAAAGGUGCAUCAGACUUAGGAUCUGGUUUAGCAAAGUGCAUUAAUCUCUCAAAUUUGACACUUUAUCUUCAGUAAAAACAGUUUAUUUGUUUUGGAUUGUGA
Tetrahymena thermophila SB210 is the source of this 1020-nucleotide messenger RNA. Its product is annotated as cyclic nucleotide-binding domain protein. The transcript is spliced from 12 exons. Gene Ontology annotation, molecular function: protein binding. Gene Ontology annotation, biological process: positive regulation of MHC class II biosynthetic process; positive regulation of transcription by RNA polymerase II; positive regulation of MHC class I biosynthetic process. NCBI's taxonomy places the organism in Eukaryota, Ciliophora, Oligohymenophorea, Hymenostomatida, Tetrahymenidae. The record is from RefSeq and is a predicted model, not a curated record.